UUCGCCCAUGCGUGAACGCUGACUGAGGAUUUGAGGACUCUCUCUGUCACUCCCAUUGACAGCUCGCUUUUAAUCAACGUUGUACUCGACAUUCAAAUAUGGCUGAUAUGGACGUAGACCCCCCUGCUGGCUCCGUGGUAAAGAAAGACAACAAGAAAAGGUUCGAGGUCAAGAAGUGGAACGCUGUCGCUCUAUGGGCCUGGGAUAUCGUCGUAGACAACUGCGCGAUCUGCAGGAAUCAUAUCAUGGAUCUUUGCAUCGAUUGUCAGGCUAACCAAGUCUCUGCGACGAGCGAAGAAUGUAACGCAGCCUGGGGUAUCUGUAACCACGCUUUCCACUUCCACUGUAUCUCCCGCUGGCUUAAGACAAGGAACGUAUGUCCUCUGGACAAUCGUGAGUGGGAAUUGCAGAAAUACGGUCGUUAAUGGCCUUGAAAUACCUGUCGCUCGUAGAAUUGGACCGCAGUGUACACUACAGUUUCUUGCUCCUUGAUUGUUCGUUGUCAGCAUUGUAAACACACCUUGUUCGAGGAUAUCAAUUGAUCAAAAAACUGUACGAG
Molecule: messenger RNA, 559 nt
Organism: Heterobasidion irregulare TC 32-1
Lineage: Eukaryota; Fungi; Basidiomycota; Agaricomycetes; Russulales; Bondarzewiaceae
Exons: 6
Coding region: 99-425 (108 amino acids)
Biological process (GO): ubiquitin-dependent protein catabolic process; protein ubiquitination
Cellular component (GO): nucleus; cullin-RING ubiquitin ligase complex
Molecular function (GO): ubiquitin protein ligase activity; zinc ion binding; cullin family protein binding
Source: RefSeq, a predicted model, not a curated record